AUGACCCUCAAUCCGCGAAUCGUUGAGCUAGCAGCCACAAUAAGCGACUCUGUCGCGAAACUGCAACAGGUCCUUUCGCAAGAAGAUGUCCCCUCUCCCUCAUUCGCCGCUCCAUACACCCCACUCCCAUCGGGCGCGCUAACCCACCAAGACGCUGCAUUGGACGCUGCGUCAGAGCUCUACGACCUCCUGCUCGAUCCGCUCAGCCUGUUGUUCCAAUAUGGCGGCCAUAACAACAUGGCUACCUUGCAGGCGAUCAGUCGCCUCAAUAUUGCGAGUCUGGUCCCGCUCAACGGCUGUGUUUCGUAUGAGGAGAUCGCUCGGGCGGCGGGCAUGAACGCGUCGGUGAUUCAACGCUUGCUUCGACAUGGAAUGACGAGGCAUAUCUUCUGCGAACCUGAGCCGGGAAUGGUGGGACACACGACUGCGUCUAGAUUCCUGCUUGAACCGCAUAUGAGUGAGUGGAUGAGUGUGGGUAGCGAGGAGAUGUGGCCAGCCGCAUGCAAGAUGGUAGAUGCCUUCCAAAAGUGGCCGGACUCUCAGGAACCAAAUGAAACGGCAUACGCUCUUGCGAAUGGAACCACCGAAUCAGCAUACCAGAUUAUCGGAAAAGACCCCGUUCGCGCGAGUCGGUUCGCUGGCGCUAUGAAUGCGUACACUUCUGGACCUGGAUUUGAUGUGUCACACAUACUCGACCAUUACGACUGGGCUUCGCUCGGUUCAGCGCAGGUUGUAGACAUCGGUGGCGCAAGAGGACAUGUAGCCAUGGCGCUAGCCGAGCGUUUCGAGGGCCUCAGUAUUGUCGUGCAGGAUAUGGAAAAAGUGGUAGAGGGUGCUGACGAACAGGUUCCUGCAACGCUCAAGGACCGCGUAAGUUUCGCCGCGCAUGACCUUUUUGCUCCGCAGGACUUGAAAGCGAAUGUGUUCUACCUGCGAUGGAUCUUGCAUAAUUGGUCCGAUAAAUAUUGCGUUCGCAUCCUUAGGUCGCUGAUUCCAGCACUGCGGCCUGAUACCAGGAUUCUUAUCCAAGACGGUAUCAUGCCGGAGCCGGGUACUGUGGCAAGAUGGAAAGAGAAAGACUUGAGGUCAGCCGACCUGAAUAUGGCUGCGAUCUUCAAUGCUCGUGAGAGGUCCAUGGCGGAGUGGAGAUCGUUGCUCAGAGAAGCAGAUGAUCGUUUUGAGUUGAGAGACGUAGUUCUCCCUCCCGGCUCAGCUCUGGCAAACAUUGAUGUGCGCUGGAAUGACGGGCGCGAUCAGGAGACGGUUGUGAAGGCUCAUUAG
Trematosphaeria pertusa is the source of this 1281-nucleotide messenger RNA. RefSeq names its product S-adenosyl-L-methionine-dependent methyltransferase. Gene Ontology annotation, molecular function: O-methyltransferase activity. Bases 1 to 1281 code for a protein of 426 amino acids. The transcript has 5 exons. Lineage: Eukaryota; Fungi; Ascomycota; Dothideomycetes; Pleosporales; Trematosphaeriaceae. The record is from RefSeq and is a predicted model, not a curated record.